AUGGCUAUUCUGAUAUUUACGCGUGUUACUUUUGUCUGCUGUAUAAUUCUUGGUAGUGUACGUGGAAGUGAGAAAAUUCACUCGGACAACAUAACUCUCAUUUUGGAUCGAUUUUUGGAUGGUUAUGACAACAGAUUGCGACCUGGAUCCGGAGGUGGUAUUACAGAGGUGAAAACAGACAUCUUUGUCACCAGCUUUGGACCAGUAUCAGAUGUUGAGAUGGAGUACACCAUGGACAUGUUCUUCCGUCAGAUGUGGGUUGACGAGCGGCUAAAGUUUGAAGGCCCCUCCGAAAUCCUGCGGCUGAACAACCGCAUGGUGGACAAGAUCUGGACGCCAGAUUAUUUUUUCCGAAACUCCAAGAAGUCCAUCUCUCAUAACAUGACCACACCAAACAAACUCUUCCGCAUCAUGCAGAACGGGACUGUCCUCUACACCAUGAGGUUGACAAUCAUUUCAGAAUGUCCAAUGAGACUCAUGGACUUCCCAAUGGACGGCCACGCCUGUCCUCUCAGGUUUGGAAGUUACGCCUACACAAGCAGUGAAAUCCUUUUCACUUGGAGGAAAGGACUAGUAGCAUCCGUCGAUUGUCCCGCUGAGUCCAUGAGUCUUCUGCAGUAUGACCUGGUGGGACAGACUUUGUCUAGUGAGAUAUUCAAAUCAAACACAGGUUACUACUCUGUGAUGGUGGUCCAUUUCUUCCUCAAGAGGAAGCUGGGCUACUACCUUAUACAGACUUACAUCCCUCUUAUUAUGGUUAUGGUGCUGUCACAAGUCUCUUUUUGGAUCAACAAAGAGUCUGUUCCUGCACGCACAGUUGCCGGCAUCACCACAGUGCUGACCAUGACCACCUUGAGCAUCAGUGCCCGUGAGUCACUGCCCAAAGUAGCCUAUGCCACCGCCAUGGACUGGUUCAUUGCCGUGUGUUUUGCCUUUGUGGCGUCGGCUCUUGUCGAGUUUGCCGCAGUCAACUAUUUUGCCACUCUCCAGGCCAACCGCCUGAAGAAGCAGAAAGCUCGACAAGACAAGCUUGAGGUGUUGGCUACCGGCAAUGAUGAUGACAACGCUGUGUCGGACUGCAGCCCUCAGGAAGGCUUGAAGAGGAGAAACCACUCAACGUGUCACACUGAGCCAGAAGAUGCUCAGACGGUGCCGAUAUUCCUCCAGCAGGGCUCAGCUUUUCCUCAAAUCCCACAGCUGGCUGGCACUAGCCCAAUCGACAAGUAUGCCCGUAUCCUCUUUCCUCUGGCCUUCGCCCUCUUCAACCUAGUCUACUGGUACAUCGACUUGGCCAAGGACACCAUGGAGAGUGCAAGGGAAGCGGUUCUUAGAAACUAA
This is a messenger RNA of Pseudoliparis swirei, 1338 nucleotides long. RefSeq names its product gamma-aminobutyric acid type A receptor subunit alpha6a (gene gabra6a). The transcript has 10 exons. Gene Ontology annotation, molecular function: transmitter-gated monoatomic ion channel activity involved in regulation of postsynaptic membrane potential; benzodiazepine receptor activity; GABA-gated chloride ion channel activity. Gene Ontology annotation, cellular component: neuron projection; postsynapse; GABA-A receptor complex. Bases 1 to 1338 code for a protein of 445 amino acids. The record is from RefSeq and is a predicted model, not a curated record. NCBI's taxonomy places the organism in Eukaryota, Metazoa, Chordata, Actinopteri, Perciformes, Liparidae. Gene Ontology annotation, biological process: regulation of postsynaptic membrane potential; synaptic transmission, GABAergic; signal transduction.